AUCUAUAUCAGUCUACGUAUGUAAAUGUACCUUUAAAUUUAAUGUAGGUAUACACAAAAAGAGUUAAAUCGGAGUGCACUUUCAGUGUUUUAUAUAAAAAAAGUUUUAUUGCGUAAACAUUGCAAAUACUCAAUAAGGAUAUGGAAGACGAGUUAGAAGACCGAGUUCUAUACCAAACAUACCUUUCAUUUAUGAAAAUCUUGUCUCGUAUCACUAGUAGUGUUCCGUUUGAUACUCCCGUGAGCUAUUUAUGGAAAAUGGUGCGUCUUUAUUUACUACGAUCUGAAGUUUUAGUUUUCACGCUAGCCAUAAUAAUAUUCUUUAUGUAUUUACAAACUAUCGAGCUAUGGAGCCGCACAAUGUUGAGCAGAUUGUCACAAGCCAUGAGCCCUAUAAGUGCGGUACAAAGAAUCAAGCUGCUCGAGGGCUCCGAUGCCGACAAACAGAGUUGGGAGUUAAAGGGUACAUUAAGCGCUGCUUACGCAAUCAAAGGCAGAAGAGUUCAUAUGGAAGACCGAUUUAUCAUAAAUGAAAAUAUAAAUAAUACGGGGGUAUCGCUUUUUGCUAUAUUUGAUGGUCACGGCGGCGAAUUUGCCGCUAACUACGCCAAGGACCACCUUAUUCAGAACCUAUAUAACAAAAUAGUGGAAUUAAAUGAUUUUAAAGAUGGCAAAAUAAUCAGUACACCUGUAAUUGAGACUCCAGAUGACAAAUCAAUAGAAGAUAAUGUUAUUUCUAUUGAUAGGAAAUCCAGUUUUAAGAAGUCUGUGAGUACAGCCGAUGACACAUCAAAGAAAGAAAUAACUGAUCCCGAGCUUUUAGCUCAGCUUUCAAAAGCCAGACCAAUAACAAGAGAAGUGAGACCUACAGCUAAGCCCGUUAAAAAUACACCUAUACCAUUAUCAAGUUACAUAGACAAAGGCAAGAUAAACUUUGGCAAGCUGUUGACUGAUGAGGUGCUGGCUGCGGACCGCCUGCUUGUGGAGGCUGCCAAGAGGUCAUUAAAUGUAGCGGGAACUACUGCUCUCAUUGCAGUGAUGGAGGCCAACUAUUUGUUUGUAGCCAAUGUUGGUGAUUCUAGGGGUGUCAUGUGUGACUCACGUGGCAAUGCCAUUCCUGUUUCAUUUGACCAUAAACCACAACAGGUCCGUGAACAAAAGAGAAUUGAAGCAGCUGGGGGCUACAUUGCGUUUAAUGGUGUGUGGCGAGUAGCAGGUAUAUUGGCGACGUCACGUGCGAUGGGAGACUACCCGUUGAAAGAUAAGAAAUUUGUUAUCGCUGACCCUGACAUUUUGACCUUUAAUCUUGACGACCAUAAACCAAUGUUCUUAGUUCUCGCCUCUGACGGUUUGUGGGAUACUUUCUCAAAUGAAGAGGCUGUUAAAUUCAUUAAAGAAAGGCUAGAUGAACCUGAUUAUGGAGCUAAAAGUCUAACUUUACAAGCUUACUACAGAGGCUCAGUGGAUAACAUCACAGUAUUAGUUAUUAACUUUUUAACUAACAAAAUAUCCGCGGCGACGUCGCAGUAAAUAUUUAGGUAUUGUGUACACUUGUGUGUGCCUUCAAAUUUUAGAAGGUUGAUGUGACUUGUCCUUUAAAUUUUAAGAGUUUUUACUAACUCAUAAUCAAGAUUUCAUUCAUGAAGGUUUUUCUUAGUAAUUCUCAUGGCUGUUUUCUAUGUGGUACCUAGUAACUAAUGUAACAAAACUGUUGUCUUUGCAUAAUAUAUUUCAUACAUUUUAUUGUGAUUUACCAAUGAUAAUUUAAACGAGAUAUUUUAUUAUAACUGUAUAUAUGAGCAAGAGUACAUUAAAAAGUCUUAAGAAUAAAUAAACUAUUUCUUUUGAUAAUAAUGUUUACUGUAUUGUUCUUAUUAAAUGAUAGAUAUCUGUUUUUAAAGUUUUAAUGUCAUAAUAAUUAUUGUACAACUAAAUUGCAUUUUAUAUUGUGUAUGUACAUAUAAUACUUGCAAAUUGAUAAUUGUCCUAGUAUUGUCGUGUCGUAUUCGUAAUGUAAUUCAAGUUUUCAUCUCAAUCAAAUCAUGUGUGUAGUAUGAUGUAAAGUUGUAUCUAUCACCUGGCAUCUUGAUGUUACUUAUGAGAUUACAUAAAAUAUGUAUUUAGUUACGUCCAGUAGAUAAUAUAUUACGUAGACGAGAGUCAUUUAUAUUUUUGAAUGUUAAAAUUAAUGUAUAGCGUCGUAUUUUUGAAAAUCUAAAGUUUUGAAUUUAUGGAUGGUUGUGAUGUGGAUACAGUUUUAACUGGUUGGUCUCUAAGAGUCAUGUUUUGUUGAUUACUCAUCAUGAUAUUGUCCUGUUGACAAAUGUUGUUUUAUUAAAUAAUAUAAACAACGCAGAUGUCAUCAUCAGCCCUCACAGAAUGCAAACAACACAUUUUCACCUCAUGCUAUGGAGAGUUAAGUUUUUACGAUUUCCUUGGCGUGAUAAGAAUGAUUUAUAUAUUGACUUAGGGUUGGUAAACUCUAAUUUUAAAAUUUGAUCCUUAAAGUGAUAUCAGACCAGUGAUUAUGUCUUUAAAUAAUAUGUUACGCGAUACCCUUAAUGGUGUUGUAUUUAAUACUGCAUUUGAUUUGGUUUGAGUAUUUUUACUUUAAAAUGUUAAGGCGUGGAUUCAUAUUUGCCUGUGGUGCUAGUCAUAUUUUCUUAGUUUUAUAUUCUAUCUCUCUUUCAUAACAUUUUAGUUGCAUAAUAAACAUUGGUCAGUGCACUUCAUAAUUCGAAACAAACCCUAUGAUUUUAUUGUACUAUUUUUUAUGUUCAACAUAACAGAUUAUGUAUUCGAAAUAUUUUUGUAAGCGUAUCUAUACAGAGGAAAAGAAAAUAAUCGACUUAAGUACAAAGACAUUGUUUACAGAGUGUAUACCUAUCGGCCUAUGGGGUAUAACUAACUCUUAACUACACGUUGUUGGGGCCAAAUGAAACAUACAACUUGAUCUAAUCAAUGCCUACUAUUAAUUGGCCACGUUAUCAACUACAGUAAAAUUUUGAUAGGUAAGGUGCCAAAAUUGUGUAUAUAUUAUAAAUAUCAUUUUUAAAUUAAUAUUUCGACUUUUGUUUUUUACUGUUUGCAUAAUAAUGCCUUCGGUUACUAAAAUAAUUGAUCAGAUAGAUAACUUUAAGUCCUUAUUGUGUUACCCAUAUUUUGUAGUGAUUUUAACCAUUGUAGGUAGUAUUUUUGUACAUAAUCUACGUUAUAUAAAUCUACCAAAGGUUUAUAUGUUGUCCAGUUGUCUUAGUUUUCCUCAGACUACCUACCAAAGUAUAACAAUAUUGUAUGUAAUACUUAAAUAAAUGGUAUUGUAAA
This is a messenger RNA of Trichoplusia ni (cabbage looper), 3323 nucleotides long. RefSeq names its product protein phosphatase 1L. Gene Ontology annotation, molecular function: protein serine/threonine phosphatase activity; cation binding. The record is from RefSeq and is a predicted model, not a curated record. The transcript is spliced from 2 exons. Gene Ontology annotation, biological process: protein dephosphorylation. The coding region runs from base 141 to 1529 and encodes 462 amino acids. Lineage: Eukaryota; Metazoa; Arthropoda; Insecta; Lepidoptera; Noctuidae.